UUUUAUACGUGAAAGCAGCUUAAAGUCUAAAGUGACUACAUUCGGGCAAAAGAUUUCGCGCGUUUUUAACGUAAAAGAGAUGGUGACGAUCGUGUUCACUGUAAGGUCGUUUACUUCGUUUUGGCCGUCGUGAAAUCAAACCUUGAAAAAAAUGAGCGCAACAGAGCCGAGAACCUGGACGUCAGAAUAUUACAGAACAAACGAAUUGGCCUGCAAAUCAAUUUUGGAGAAUUCCGACUACUUGCAGCAAAUUCCAUGUCUCAAUUCAUCGUCGCUUGAUCACUUGAAACAUGGACAUCUUGUCAAAUUUCGUGGUAUGGUUCAAGACAUGUAUGAUCCAGAAUACUACUUCAAGAAGUAUUCGGUCAAGAACAAAGAUACCGGCGAAUCGAAAAUCUACUCCGGCAUGUACAAAGACUCUGCCCAAUGUUUGAACAACGAGACGGAGGUUAUUGAAAUGGAUUCAGAGCUGAAUAUCAUGUCCGAGAGGCACACAUGCGUCGUCAUAUCCAUCCCAGGUCUGAACGAUUGGGCUAAAGAGAAAGGCAUUCCGUCUCUUGAAGAUCCUCGAGUACCCGGCGGCAGCAUUUCCACAAAAAGGGAGCUCAACGACGAAGAGCCGAUGGAUAUUUGUGAACCUCCGAGAAAGAAAGAAAAGACAAAGGUGGAAAAACAAGGGACAGAGGAAAUACAAAACAGCUUUUUAUCAAAAGAACAUAUUUUAAACUUUCCAAUAUCAAACAACGACGGUAAAGCUUGCAUCGUCAAGGUCAUUAACAGUUGCAUAAAAACACAAGAAAAUGUGUACGAUGAUAAAAUCUCAUUAAAAUUGAACGAAAUCGUCCACAUCCUUGGAUUCGUCUCAUUGGAUCCGACACUCGGUAUAAUUCACAGUUCGGACGAAAUGAUGAGUGAUCCGGAGAUCCAUACGCACAACCCACCGGUUUCUUUGGUUCCACGGUUGCACGCCAUCAAAAUUACUGUUGAAACUCCUUUGCCGAAUCCCAGAACUUCAAAUAUAUACUCCAGGGUAGAAAGCAUAAGAAGCGAUCUCCGCAUGGUACUCGGUCAACUUUUGUUCGGCGAUGUAAUGGCCGCUGAUUAUCUGAUUUGCCAUCUCAUCUCAUCCGUAUAUUUGAGGAAAGAUCAUCUGUGCCUCGGAUCUUUUCCUAUAAACAUUACAAAUUUUCCGAUCGCCAAGUACAAAAGUUUCACCAAAGAUUUGUACGAAGUAAUCGCGAGUCUCGUACCCAAAAGUCAUUAUCUGGAAAUCACACUCGACCAAUUGAACGAUCUGAAUUUUAUACCCAAGAAAGAUUACGAGUGCAACAGAUUGACCAGUGGGAUACUCCAAUUGAGCAAGAACACACAUCUGGUGAUCGAUGAGACGGGCUUGACGAGCGGUCGAGUUUCCGCAAUAGGAAAAAAAAAUUACGAGGCAAUGACGGACAUGAUUCAAUUUCAAAAAGUUAAUUAUGACUUCAAAUACUUCAGCAUGGAGUACGAAACGGACAUUCCGGUUCUGAUCUUAUCGGAAGUGAAAUCUUUCAUACCGUGCCCCACACAGAUUCCAUUGAUGGUCGAUGAAGAUACCGAGGAUCUUUAUCCUCGUGUAAUGGAGGCUGCCAGGCAGUAUCUCCGUGACGAGGAGAGAUUGUCGAAAAUUCGCGAUUAUUUGGAAGUAGCGAGGAUAGGAGAAUUCGAAUUCGGAGGAGACAUAACGGACGAGAUACAGGAGGACUUUGUAAAAUUGCGUCAAUCGAGAAAAAACUUUGGUGCUGACAAUCUUCACUCAUUGAUGGUAUUGGCAAGACUGAUGUCUCUUUCGCGUGGUAAAAACGACCUGACUAUGGAAUGUUGGAAAGAAACGGUAAACAUGGAGCUGCAACGAAUGGAUAGGCUGCCUCAGCGUAAAACGUGAAAUUUCAAAUACACUCCUCUUUUAUAGAAAAAACGUUCAUUAUAACGAAAAAUAUAUUUUUAUUUCGAUACUUUUUCUAA
Venturia canescens is the source of this 2001-nucleotide messenger RNA. RefSeq names its product mini-chromosome maintenance complex-binding protein. The record is from RefSeq and is a predicted model, not a curated record. Gene Ontology annotation, molecular function: chromatin binding. The transcript is spliced from 7 exons. Bases 152 to 1921 code for a protein of 589 amino acids. Gene Ontology annotation, biological process: DNA-templated DNA replication. Lineage: Eukaryota; Metazoa; Arthropoda; Insecta; Hymenoptera; Ichneumonidae.